CUCUCUCUUCCGCUGGAAGGCCUGGCAAAGAAGUCGACGAGAUGAGAGAGGUGAGAAGAAUCUCACGUGCGCGCUCCCCCGUGGGGGUUGCUCAUGAUCACCGCGCUCCACCAGAUGCUUUUUCUGUGUCUUUCCAUUGUUUGGUCCUCGUCGAAUGCCACCCGAUUCGUCGAUUUCCCCUCCUCGCUAGCGCAGCGGCACCACCACCACCACGCCGAAGAAACGCUGCGAGAGAUUGAAUGUGAACACCGUGCUUCCGAUCCGGGUUCCUUUUUUGGAAAAAUUCGGAAUUUUUUCUGGACUUUUUUGAGAGCUUCGAAUAAUCGGUGCUGCCCGCUCUCGACCCCCAUGUGGAAUUCGGAUUUACUGCAACCCCCGGAGGAGGAGGCGGCUUUGCCUCAGGAAGAGAGGCCAUUAGCUGCCGUGCCAAUGGCUGAACCAGAGACUGAUUUGUUUGGGGCUGGAAGGGAAUGGUUGAUCUGGAACCAGCUCGUGCCCGAAGAGGACGUAGUUGCCAGUUGCUGGACUCAGCUUAUUGAUGUAGAGCAAGAUGAUGGGAAGACCUUAAACCAUACCAUUAAGUAUAUGCCACUUCAGACGCCCCUCCAGGUCGAGCCUGUGGCUUCACGGCCACCUACCACUGAACAACGUCCCAAAAGCUCAUCAGGUGCUACUUCUGCUGAGAGUCCAAAACCAUCUUCCUCAGAAGCUGGUACAUCAGGGUCGGCUUCGAAGUCACGGUUGCGAUGGACUCCGGAGCUUCAUGAGAAAUUUGUUAUAGCUGUGGCGCACUUGGGAGGGCCAGAUCGUGCAACUCCGAAGGCUGUACAGAGGUUGAUGGGUGUUCAAGGCAUAACGAUCUACCAUGUGAAAAGUCAUCUCCAGAAGUAUCGACUCGCAAAGUACAUGCCAGAGAUUUCGGAAGAAGCAAAAGCUGAACGGAGAAAGCAUGACAGCCUGCUAACGUCUCUUGAUCUUGGAUCAAGUUACCAGAUUGCACAAGCCUUGCAAUUGCAGAUGGAGGUCCAGAAGAAGCUUCAUGAGCAGCUUGAGAUCCAGCGAGAAUUACAACUACGCAUUGAAGCUCAAGGUCAAUCACUUCAAAAAAUGCUUGAGCAACAGGCCAAGCUAAACCACCCUGAUUUGCCUAUUGGCAUGCCCUCUUCAUCAACAAAUACGGUUGUUCCCACUCCAUCGUCUCUGGCGCUCUCUGACAGCAGUAAUACGACCACUCGAUCCGAGGAUCAACAUGCAGAGAAUAGUGCAGUGAGUACCACGUUGGCGCACAGCCAAACGACGAUGGACAAAAUCGAUCAGAAGCAAACUGAAGCAGGCUUAACCUCGAACACGUUGCUCACUGAACCUGCCGCAAAGAGGGCUUGUCAUGAAACCAGUUCUCAAGUGAAUCUAUCUGGUCAGGCGAACAAUAUUGUGGUUCCACGUACUAAACCCUCUUAUGCUUGGGAGUCUCCGUCGCCACAAGUCCAACGUUCCUCCAGGACAAUGCAAGAGUCCCAACAAUUGCAGACCUCGACUGCAGCAGGGUCGCCUCAAAAAGUUCCUCAACAAGCUCAUGCAGCUUCCAUUUCUCAGCACCCUGGGCGUGUGGCACAAAAGCCUGUGCAAGCGUAAGGGGAGACCGUGUAUUCUAGAAAAAACAGAAAAAGAAAAAAAGAAAAAAAAGAAAAAAAUAGGAGAAUUCUUCUUUGGUUUUGAUUCCUACACGAAAUGCUACAUGCUUUGCUCCACCCUUCUUUGUACUUUGUAUUGGCAAGAAAAGGGAAGAAGCUUUGUACGAUGUUACUGGCCAUUCACCAUGAUAUGAGUAGGUUUUUGUUUGGGGAUGAGGUCCUAUUGGGAUGCAGUACAAAGCUUCGAAGUUUUGGAGGUAGCCAAAGUUCUACUUCAUUUUCUGCGGCUAAAUUCUAUUUCAUUUUCUGAAAGAGGUACUUCAUUAAUGUAUCCUCGGUGGUUGGCUUCAGGAAUAUCGAAUGUAACCAGGAUUCGUAGAUCUUAAUGCGUGUCCAUCUCUAAUUGUUGGAGAUGGUUGCCGGUUCA
Physcomitrium patens is the source of this 2058-nucleotide messenger RNA. RefSeq lists its product as uncharacterized. Gene Ontology annotation, molecular function: DNA-binding transcription factor activity; DNA binding. The record is from RefSeq and is a predicted model, not a curated record. Lineage: Eukaryota; Viridiplantae; Streptophyta; Bryopsida; Funariales; Funariaceae.